AGUCCGAGGAGUAGGUGGAGAGCCAGGUGUCUGCAGCUGGGCUUAAGAGACAGAAGUCAUGACCCAAGAGCAACUGUGGCAGGUCCUGGAUCCAUCCUGGGGAGACGUUCGUGCCCUCUGGGCUCUGCUGUGCAGCUCAGCUGCAGCUGUGGUGCUUCUGAAAUGGCUGGGAAGGAGGCAGGUCCAGCAGAAGAUGGAUGAGGCAAGGAAGUCUUGGCAGCUGGCCCUGGAGAGAAUGGAGAAGGCAGCUCACAGGCUUAAACAAGAGAACCCAGACACCCAGACCUCGCAAAUCCUCUCGUUGACAAUGGUGGAGCUGGCAGAGAAGCUGAAGGAGGGGUCCCUGUCCCCAGAAAGGGUCCUCUACUCCUACAUGGACAAGGCUUUGGAGGUGAAUCAGGAGGUGAACUGUGUGACAGACUUCAUUCAUGGAUGUGAGGAUCAGCUCCAGAAACUGAAGAAGCAAAAGGAGAAGGGGCUGCUCUAUGGCAUUCCCAUCAGCAUCAAGGACCACAUUAACUGCAAGGGCCACAUCUCCUCUGGAGGGAUGGUGAAAUUUCUGGGCCAGGUGAAGGAAGAAGACAGCGUCAUUGUCCAAGUUCUAAAGUACCAGGGGGGAAUCCCAUUUGUGAAAACCAACAUCCCACAGACCAUGAUAAACUACGACUGCAGCAACCCCAUCUUUGGGCAGACAUUGAACCCUCUCAACCCCCAGAAGAGCCCCGGGGGCUCCUCGGGAGGGGAGGCAGCUCUGAUCACAGGGGGAGGCUCCAUCCUGGGCAUGGGCUGACAUGUGGCUGGCAGCAUCUGCCUGCCCUCCAGCUUUUGCGGGCUCUGCAGCCUCAAACCCACAGGCAACGGGAUCAGCACACAGGGAGUCAUUGGUGCUCUCAUAGGAAUGCAAUCAGUGAUGGGCAUGCUGGGGCCCCUGGUGAGGGACGUGGACAGCCUGGCCCUGUGCAUGAAGGCUCUGCUCUGCCAGGACAUGUUCCAGCUGGACCCCACCGUGCCCCCCAUCCCCUUCAAGGAGCAGGAUUACACCAGCUCAAAGCCUCUUUGCAUCGGGUAUUACGAAGGAGAUGGUUACUUCCAGCCCUCACCUAGCAUGAAACAGCCCGUCCAGCACACGAGGAAGCUCCUCCAGGAUGCAGGGCAUACGCUUGCUCCCUUUGCCCCGCCAAAGAUUGACUACAUGGUGGAUGAGCUGUUCACCAGAGGGAUUUUCUCAGAUGGGGCCGCCCACCUGGUGGACUGCUUCAAAGGAGACAUUGUAGAUCCCAACCUGAAAUUCCAGUACAAUACUUACAGGCUUCCUGCUCUGGUGAUCCUGGCUAUCAUUUUGAAACCCAUAUACCCACGAAUUGCUCGGGAUGUCAGCGCUCUCUGUGGAGUGGGAUCUGCCAAAAACCUCUGGGAUCAGCAUGGAGCAGUGGCAGCUUACCACACUGAGUUCAUGGCCAAGCAGAGGCAGCUGAGGCUGGAUGUGAUCCUUUGUCCCGUGCUGGGCAGCCUUCAACCAGGCUACGCUGGGAAGCUCUUUGCUGCAAGCUCCUACACCAAUCUGUACAAUGUGCUGAACUUCCCUGCUGGGGUGGUGCCGGUCAGCACGGUCACGAGAGCCGACAAAGAAGAACUGAAGCACCACCGAGGGCACCACGGAGACCCCUGGGACAAGAGGCUGAGAGAGGCUGUGCAAGGAGCCGUGGGGCUGCCCCUGGCCGUGCAGCGCGUGGCUCUGCCGUGGCAGGAGGAGCUGUGCCUGCGCUUCAUGAAGGAGGUGGAGGCUCUUGCCCGUGGCAUGAAGAGAAACCUGUGA
Vidua chalybeata is the source of this 1816-nucleotide messenger RNA. Its product is annotated as vitamin D3 hydroxylase-associated protein-like. The record is from RefSeq and is a predicted model, not a curated record. Gene Ontology annotation, molecular function: fatty acid amide hydrolase activity; amidase activity. Gene Ontology annotation, biological process: fatty acid catabolic process. Lineage: Eukaryota; Metazoa; Chordata; Aves; Passeriformes; Viduidae.